GGUAUUAUAAAUGUUUUGAAAGACGAAAGGGAAGGUUAUUACUUUCUCUAGAAAGAACUUUCAAAGAUGGCUCGUACUAAGCAAACCGCACGAAAAUCUACAGGAGGAAAAGCUCCCCGAAAACAGCUGGCCACCAAGGCAGCACGUAAGAGUGCCCCAGCAACUGGUGGAGUCAAGAAGCCUCAUCGUUACAGGCCCGGUACCGUCGCUCUUCGUGAGAUCCGUCGUUACCAGAAAUCAACAGAGCUGUUGAUCCGCAAGCUGCCCUUCCAGCGUCUUGUCCGUGAGAUCGCUCAAGAUUUCAAGACAGAUCUCCGAUUCCAGAGCUCAGCUGUGAUGGCCCUUCAGGAGGCUAGUGAAGCUUACUUAGUUGGUCUGUUUGAAGACACAAACUUGUGCGCCAUUCACGCCAAGAGAGUCACCAUCAUGCCCAAGGACAUUCAGCUUGCCCGCCGAAUCCGUGGCGAGAGAGCUUAAAUGUGUUGAAAAACACAAAUUCAAACAACGGCUUCUUUAGAAGCCACCAAAUGCUUGAAAGGCAUGACCUCAUAUGCACAUUAUCCCAGUGUUAUCAAUAUCUUACGACAAUCGUGAAAUACGAAAUGUUUACCGCCAUUACUUAUUCGUAGUAGAUAUUUGCAGUGUGAAACCCCUCUUUUUUUUUUUUUUUUUCAAACUUUCAAAGAUAAUAUUAAUUACUAUUAGUUAACCAUGUUAACCGAGUUAUACAGUUGAGCUGUACGCAGAUAUAGAAAUAAUUUAUCAUUUGCCACUAGCUAAAAGUAACUCAGAGUCCUGAUACGGAAUCGAACCCGUGACCUUACGGAUGCUCUAAUCACUGAGCUUACAGGAAAGACAAUUUGAGCGGGAAGUUAUGGUUGACAAAAUCUAGGAUCUGAAUUUGAAUUUUUCGGGCAUUCGAGUACGAAUAGUAGAGUACGAACUACUUUUAUACAAACACAUGUGAAUAUUCCCUAUGACAGGCGGCCACGUUCUGGUUUAAAAUGAUCAUGAAAAGUGGCGGUUAAUUUACACUGAAAGGUUUUCGGGCAUGUGACUACAAAACAAACUACCUUACGAACUCAUGUGAAUAUUCUCGGUUAAUUCAAUAAAAAUUCAUAAUUUAUUUUUGCAAAUCAUAAACGGAUUUUGAUUUUAAUUCUUCCAACUCCGCAAUCGUCUUACAGUAAGAAGAUUUACGCGCCAAAGUGUUGGGUUACGAUCUUGAAAUCAGUUGCGUUUGAACAGACAGUUGGGAAUGUUAGCGGUAAACGCUCAAAGGUGAAACAGUAGAGUAGAAGUGAUAACUUAUGGCAUUGGUAAAAAGCAAGAAAGAUAAAUUUGCCGGUUCUGGAUACAUAAAGAAUCGUACAGUAAUAAAAAUAUAUUGAAGAUGUAAUCCUUAGACCCAUCAUCAAAUAUGAGUAAAGUUGCCUAUUGGAUUUCUACUUUGCCUCCUACAAAGACAUCCUUUGGUUCCCAAUAUGAUAGAACUGUUCCCAUAAAAGAAGGACAUCUGCAUAGGAGCUUAUUGUUUACUGUGCUUCAAGUGUUUUUCCCUAAGUUCUCAAGUAUGUAUAUAGUUACCAACCUACUCUUAAACACAACACCCAAAUUCCUAUCCCUAUCCUGACCUCAAGAUUACCAGGAUAAUACUCAUGCAUCAAAUAUCAGAAGAAAAAAAAUUAGCUGUACAUUUAGCUACACUUACCUUAAUAUA
Molecule: messenger RNA, 1720 nt
Organism: Actinia tenebrosa (Australian red waratah sea anemone)
Lineage: Eukaryota; Metazoa; Cnidaria; Anthozoa; Actiniaria; Actiniidae
Product: histone H3
Cellular component (GO): nucleosome
Molecular function (GO): protein heterodimerization activity; structural constituent of chromatin; DNA binding
Source: RefSeq, a predicted model, not a curated record